Paramuricea clavata is the source of this 1269-nucleotide messenger RNA. The record is from the annotation of a GenBank genome assembly. NCBI's taxonomy places the organism in Eukaryota, Metazoa, Cnidaria, Anthozoa, Malacalcyonacea, Plexauridae.
AUGCAAGAACUACGGCUUUGCUGGACGGGUGAUUUGGAGAAAUUGAAGCUUUUUGUAAGCAAGAAUGUUGAUUUUGUCGGCGUAUGGACUUCACCAGGCAAUGAUAAAAAAAAAUACAGUGAUGGUUAUAGCUCAAUAUCCUGGCGCAAAUCCAAGAAAGUGUUGGAAAUAGAAGGCAGAGACAGGAACCUGAUAACAGCUAAGUUGUGUACAAUGUUAUGUAAUGAUUUCGAUCCUGUACAGUCAAGCAAAAGCGACAACUAUUGCGAAUUCCCUUCCACAAGCAAUGAAAUGCUUGUUGAAUUGGAGGGCGUUAAACUCGAUGUAACAAUUACUGAGAAAGAUAUUCGUGAUAACAAACAUAGCAUUAAAAACGUUGAAGAUUGCCUUGAUAAAGUAGUUGGUAAAUUAAACAUUAUUAACCAACAGUUCGAUGUAUUUAGGGCAGAGUUUCAGUUGUUGAAAAACCAACAUACGAUUCAAUAUUCGCCUAAAGCUGUCGAAUAUUCAAAUUUGGACAACCAAAACGCCUCCGGAUUGCAAAAACGUCAUGAGGAAAACAAUAACAUAAUAGGAUCGAAUCUAAAUGAUGACAUUGUAAUGAGUCGUAAUGAUGCAUUACAAUCUCUGGCAAAUUUGCGGUCUGAGUGCCUUUCCAAUGUUUGUUAUGAUACUCAAUUAAAGCGUCUUGAAAGGGAACUGCAUGAUGAACAAGAUAAAACCAAGCAACUUGAAUCUGAGCUAACGGUUGCCGAAACAAAAAUCUUACAACUCGAACAGGCACUAAACCUACACGAGUUAGAACAAAAGAGUAAAGAAACUGACAAUGGGCUUUGUCAUGAUCAUUCCUGCAUUAUUAUGGAGACACUCAGCACUAAUUGCAUUAGAAAUCAACACGCGCCUUCGACUCAAGAGAAUACCUGUACUAAUAAAUAUAUCACAUCUAAAGAAUUACCACCUAACCCUCGAAUACCACCAAAACAAGUUGAUAAGCAGGAGCCUCAAAAACAUGCUGGUCAAGUAAGUCAAUUCCCAAAAUAUACGGAAAUUUCGGACAAGAACAGCAACGACAAUGCAAAACGACACAAACCAUCACAACAUGAAUUAACUAACUGUUAUGCCAUCCCGACUCGCGUUACCCAUAGAACACCAUCAAAGAAAUCGACGUGGCGACGAAAUAAACAUGGCGCUAGAAUCAACCAGACUGAGGAGGGUUUUCGCAAGGACAAAUGGAAAGCCAAUAUGAGGUUUUUCCAGUAUUAUUACUAG